AUGGCCAGCAUUCGUGUACUCUCAACGAGCAUGGUUCAAGCUGAGAAUCACGAUGAGCAACAAGCUCAAAACAUGGAUUUAACUCCAUGGGAUCUUCAGUUCCUUCUUGCGGAGUACAUCCAAAGAGGACUUCUCUACCAGAUCCCGGAAGUGCCCGACGUUUAUGAUCAAGACGAGGAGAUAGGGAAUAUUGUAGUUUUCUACAUGAAAAUGUUCCUUUCAUCGACUCUAAACUACUUCGCUCCUCUUGCUGGACGACUUUCCACUACGGAACAUGAUGGUAAUACUGUUUCCUUUUCUAUUGAUUGUAAUAACGCUGGGGCUUUAUUUGUCCAUGCUGUAGCUGAUGGGGUAACCACUUCCAAUAUCAUUCAACCUGCUUAUAUUCCUGCCGUCCUCGACUCUUUUUUCCCUUUGAAUGGGAUUAAGAACUACCAGGGCACUUCCAAUCCUUUACUUGCAGUACAAGUUACUGAACUCGUAGAUGGUUUCUUCAUUAGUGUCUCUGUCAAUCAUUCCAUUGUCGAUGGUGCCUCAUUCUUCCAUUUUUUCAAAUCUUGGUUAGCAAUCGCUUGUGAUCCAACUCAGUUAUCCAAACCUCCCGUUUUCCAACGUGAUUUUUUUAAGGAUGUUGAUUUCCCCAUUCGCCUUCCUCGUUCCUACUUCCAUCAAACUCAUGAUAAGUUCAUUCCACCACCUUUGAGAGUUAGGGUCUUUCAUUUCUCGAGGGAAAAUGUUGCAAAACUCAAAGCAAAAGCUAACUCGGAGGUUGGCACCAAAGCCAUCUCAUCUCUUCAAGCACUCUUGUCUCACCUUUGGCGAGCUGUUAUUCGAAACAGGAAAGCUGACCCCGAUGAAGAGACUAAUUACUGCUUAAUGGUUAGCGGUAGACCGAAACUGCAGCAGCUGCCAGAACGAUAUUUUGGAAACGUGUUACAGGUUGGGGCCAUAACUAUGAAAGUGAAGGAGCUGCUAGACCUUGGACUUGGUAACGCAGCAUGGCAAAUGAACAAGGUAGUUGCUGCUCAUAACGAGGAAAUGUUUAAGAACUUCUUGAAAACAUGGAUGGAAACCCCAAAGCUAAGGACGAUGGGCAACAUGGUAAGUAACUCUUUGGUAACCAGUGAUUCACCUCGGUUCAAUUUUUAUGGUGGUGAAACAGGGUUGGGAACCCCGAUUGCGAUAAGGAGCGGGCCAGCGAACAAGUUCGAUGGGAGAGUAACGGUGCACUCUGGGGUGGAAGAAGGGAGUAUUGACAUCGAAAUAUGCCUUGCACCUCCGACAUUUGAGGCCAUGGAGAAUGAUAACGAGUUCAUGGAUGCUGUCACCGUCUGACCUCAAUCCAAAACCUGUCUUAAUUGUCUCGCGUCACGUCUCUCUCCUUUCUGA
Theobroma umbraticum is the source of this 1389-nucleotide messenger RNA. Lineage: Eukaryota; Viridiplantae; Streptophyta; Magnoliopsida; Malvales; Malvaceae. The record is from RefSeq and is a predicted model, not a curated record.